CAUUCGAUGGCCUUGACCUUUGGAAAUAUGGCAGCCACCGGUACACGUUCUCGAUGUGGAUGCUUUAGACUUUUUAUGGUGUCUGUAUGGUUAUUUUGCUUCUAUUUUGCUAUCGUGUUGGCACAUGGGCAUGGACACAGUCAUGAUCACGGCCACGACGAGCCGGUGUCUUUCAGAUAUAGCAAAGAGGCAAACGAAGCAGCUGGCAAAGAGGAACAUGGACAUGGUCACGCUCAUGGGGGACACGGUCACGCUCAUGGGGGACACGGGCACUCUCACGAGGGGCAUGGUCAUUCUCAUGGAGGGCAUGGUCAUUCACACGAAGGUCAUGGUCACUCACAUGGUGGAGGAUGCGGCCAUGAUCAUGGCCAUUCCCAUGGUCAUGUUCACAGCCAUGGACAGCCAUCUGGCAAGUCUGAAUACUCUGUGGACAACAUGGACUCAGUUUGGGAACAUGGAGAUCCAAACAAAUCGCCACUGAGAGAGGUUGAUGCAUGGUUGUGUUUUCAAGCUUUAGCAGCCACACUGUUCAUUAGUGUAUCUCCUAUCGUUAUCUUGCUAUUCGUUCCUAUUGAAAAUGCCAAUGACCCCAAACAUCAGGACUUACUAAAGAUUUUGUUAAGUUUUGCUUCUGGGGGGCUACUUGGUGAUGCAUUUCUUCAUCUGAUUCCUCAUGCAGUCUCACCUCACAGUCACGGAGGGGAGGAGCACAGUCAUUCUCAUUCACACAGCCACAGUCAUGGGGAACAUGAUCAUUCGCACGAUAUGUCUGUGGGAUUGUGGGUGUUGGCUGGAAUAGUCGCAUUCUUGUGUGUGGAAAAGUUUGUGAGAAUUGUGAAAGGAGGGCAUGGUCACAGCCAUUCACAUGGUCACAGUCAUAGUGAGGGGGCCAAGAAAGAGGAUAAAAAAGAUGACAAGAAAUCAGAAGAGACCAAAAAGGACAAAAAAGAUGAAGAAAAGACAGAAAAAGAGCAAAGUGAUAAAGGAACUGACGAGACAGAUAAAGAGUCAAAGUCAGAGGAGAAGAGUGAUUCAGAGGAGAAAAGCAAAGAGAAAAAGACAGAUUUAGAAAAAGAGGAGAGUAAAAAAAAAGACAAAGAAAAGAAGGAUGAUAAAAGUUCAACAGAAGUUGUUGAAGAGGAAAUAAAAGUAGCUGGGUACCUGAAUCUAGCUGCUGACUUUGCCCACAAUUUCACAGAUGGUCUUGCCAUUGGUGCCUCCUUCCUUGUGGGACAAGGACUUGGUAUCAUCACCACGGCAACAGUGUUCUUACAUGAGAUUCCACAUGAGAUUGGGGACUUUGCUAUCUUAGUUCAAUCUGGAUGUACCAAGGGCAAGGCCAUGAAGCUACAGUUCACUACUGCCAUUGGAGCUAUGAUGGGUACAGUAUGCAGCCUAAUGGCCCAGGGUAUAGGGGAUGCUGCCACAGCUUGGAUUCUCCCUUUCACUGCUGGAGGAUUUAUUUACAUCGCUACUGUCUCUGUCAUUCCUGAGCUUCUUGCAGACACUAAACUUGGACAGUCUGUGAAAGAAAUAGCCGCCCUCUUGGUGGGGGUCUACAUGAUGGUUGUUAUAGGACAAUUUGAGUAAAUAGAUGGAGAUGUAAAGAUCAGAACUUAAUUUUUAAAACAAGAAUAUACACAUUUUACCUUCUAUUUAUUUUUUUUUUAAAUUAUAUUUUGAACUUGAUAUUCCAUCAUAUCUUGAAGCUUAAAUGUAGUUAAUUUGUAGUUGCAGCUUUUUUUGUUCACAGUUAUAGUCAUAUGGACAAUAAUUUUGGAUGAUUGAACUGCAGCUCCUUAUCACAUGAUGUUUCAUUCUAUACCAAUAUUUAAUUUACCUCUAUUAUGGAUAUCAGCUGUAAUUUCAGUUAGUUCCUAUGAUGUCUAUAAGCUGUAUUUAAACAUUUUGAACAAGUUAACUGCCAAAAUGACAUGUACUUUUUGUUGUAUAGUUCCAAGAAAUAACUUUAAGCACAGAGAUGAAAUAAAUUAUAUGGUCCAAGUGUAAUUGUUAUAAAAUGAAUGCAGGUGCUCUUGGGUGAAAUUAUUUUCUGUAUUUGCAUGUAUUUUUCUCAAUGUCUAGUCAAUAAGGUCAUGUUCUGAGAGUACAGUACAAGCUAAAGUUGUGAGAUUUCUAAGAAAAUAUGUUUGUUUUCUUCUGCAGUUUAGAAGAAAAAUAAUUUCAUGAAUGCUGAAUGAAGUAUGCAAUAUUAACUUUAAUUACUGAGGAGAAUGUGCAUAUACUAUCAAAAAAAAGUUAAUUAUUAAACUCAGUGGUUGUUAUUAUUUAUUUUUUUUUAAGAUGAAAUUGCCAAAAAUAAAAUCACAAAAUAUUCAUAUACAUUUAUCAGAAAACUGAAAGCUACAUUGAAAGGGCAAAAUCACAAAAAAUUGAGCCACAGAGUAGUUACUAUGUUUCCUAAUUUUAUGAGAUCAUUAAAGACCAGUAUUACUAGUACAUGUAUAAAGAUAUUAUCAUAUUAAUACAUGUACUCAAUAAAUUUCUCACUUUGCGCAUCCCAAAAUUGGAAAAGUUAAGUGUUAAUCUGAUAGAAAAUAUAUUUGAAAAUGUGUUUUGUUUAUAAAAAUUUGAUGAUAAAUAUGAAGAUGUGUUCAAAUGUAUUUGAAUACUACAAAUAUUCUAGGAAUUUUGGGAUGAGUGAGGUGUCAUUUCCUUCUUUGAGAUGUUCAUUGGAACAUGAAACAAUACUGAAGGCAACAUUGGUACUUUCUCAACACCAAAAUUGAUAAAAGUGUAGAUGUUGACCAUGUUGUGAGUGUAUGUUUGUGCAUAUCUAACAAAGCAAAACUUAACAUUUACGUCUCAGUGUUAUUUUGGUUUAAGUUUGUGAAAUUGAAAUAAUUAGUGAGCAUCAUUGCAUUACCGGUAACUGUUUAAUUUGAUCUUUUUUUUCUUUUUGCAAAAGUGAGUGUGAUUGUCAGUAAAUUGGAUGGAAAAUGUGUAUUUAUGAAAAGGUGGUAAAAAAUUCCUAUGCUUUAAAUGUGAGAAAGUUAAAGAAAAUGUCAUUAUUGUUUAUAAUAAAACUGGUGACAAGUCAAAA
Molecule: messenger RNA, 3064 nt
Organism: Saccostrea echinata
Lineage: Eukaryota; Metazoa; Mollusca; Bivalvia; Ostreida; Ostreidae
Product: zinc transporter Slc39a7-like
Exons: 3
Coding region: 7-1590 (527 amino acids)
Biological process (GO): zinc ion transmembrane transport; intracellular zinc ion homeostasis
Cellular component (GO): membrane
Molecular function (GO): zinc ion transmembrane transporter activity
Source: RefSeq, a predicted model, not a curated record